Molecule: messenger RNA, 1232 nt
Organism: Rhinichthys klamathensis goyatoka
Lineage: Eukaryota; Metazoa; Chordata; Actinopteri; Cypriniformes; Leuciscidae
Exons: 3
Coding region: 237-1232 (331 amino acids)
Source: RefSeq, a predicted model, not a curated record
UACAAGAUCAUUUUGUUUAACAAUGAUUUUGUUAAGUUUUUCGAAUUUAUUUAAUAAAAUCGGAGCAUGCUGUUGAUAGAUGCUGUCAAUGCUUACUGAGCAUGCGCAGUGGCGCACUGCACUGAAACAGUAAUUGGCGGAAAAAUAUGAGAGUGUAUUUUCUUUAUUGACAAAACAGGUCCAUCUCUCUGAGAGAAAAGGUGACCAGCUGAAACCUCAGAAGCCUGUCAGAGGAAAUGGCUUCGUUCCCAACAAAGAGGAUUUUUCCUAUUGUUGAAAAUGCUUUUAAAGCAUCCAAGAAGCAUAAAAACAAGAAAGUGAAGAAAGAAAAAAAGGAUAAGAGCAAAACCAAGUGUGUGCCCAGCUUCUUGUUGCAUGAUGGCUGCUGUGAGACAGAUUUUACUCAAAAGCAAGAGACUAAGAAAAGAAAAAAGGCAAGGAAGAAAAACAAACACGAGGAAGACUUCCAGAAACCUAAAAUCAAAAAACAGCCCAACAAACCCGAAGAUACGCACCAACUUCAGCCCAUUAUCUUCAUCUCCCCUGAUCAGGAGACAAAACAACAACAUUCAACUGAGAACGAGAGUCAUCGAAGAGUGAAAGAGAUAGGGAAGAUUAAAAAGAGAGUCAUCUUCAACUUGCCAACUGAGAAAAACCAACCUGCAAGGAACUACAAUGAACAUGGAAAGAAGCAGAUUGUGGGCGAAAGCAGCUUGGAGUCCAGUACAGCUGAAGAAAUGAACAGCCAAGAUCUGUUUAUCACACAGAAAUCAUUCUUGGAUCCAUAUGUGGAGAUCUCCAGCAGCUCAAGCUGCAAUGAAGCCACUAUUGUGAAGGCACCAGAGAAGAGUUCAAGUAGGUCAACAGCUGAAGCGACCACUCAAACCGAGAACUUCUUUACCUUCCCAGCGCUCUCCAGCUCUCUCAGGUUUCAGCAGCAGAACACGGCCAUGUGCUCGGAGGAACCGGUGGACCUGAGCUUGCCGAACAGAACAAGACGAAUGCACAGGGCAAAACAUCCCGCAAAUCCACCCAAGCUGAAGAUAUCAGACACGUCGAGUGAAGAUGGUGAUGCGGGAUCCAAGAGCAAAGGUGAUCUGCUCCAGCUGAAAGUCGUCCAGACUCGCUUGAACGAGUCUUUCUUUUUUAAGGUGAAGGGCGAAGAUUCACCAAAGCCCAUGUGCCCUUUGAUGAAGUUCACGGAAAGCGUUGAGAAAAGAGGGAAGAAGUGA